AUGGAAAAAACAUUAAAUUAUCAUCAUAAAAAAAAUGGUUCUGGAAGUGCAUUGACAUCGGGAUCAUUAUUAUUAUUACACCAAUUACCAAUUCUACAUUCAAACGAACAACAAAAUUCAUCUUCAUCAUCACCAAGAAACGCCUCAUCAUCUUCACCCAGAAAUAAUCAAUCCCCAAGAAAUAAUCACUCACCAAGAAAUAAUCAAUCAUCACCAAGAAAUAAUCAAUCGUCACCAAGAAACAAUCAACCAUCACCAAGAAAUAAUAUAUCGCCAAGAAAUUCACCCCCACCAACCACAAGAGGUAGAAGAUCCUCUUCAUUGUUAAGAUACAGUAAGUCAAUGUCAGAGUUAAUCAAAACAUUACAACAAAAUGAAAUCUAUACAUUGAAACAAAUUUUUAAAAAUCAUUUCAUGAUUUUAAAACAGGCUGAUAGAUGUUAUAGAUUAUGUUUAGUACCAAUUUUACCAACUGAAAGAAUUGGAUUAAAUUCAUACACCACAUCACUUUUAGAGAAUGAAAAUUUCGAAGAUUAUUGCACAGUUUCAAAGUUACCACCAAUUUUUUUAACAUUUAAAUUAAAUGAUACAUAUCCACUAUAUUCAUCGGUCGAAUCGUUUAAAUUAGAUUGUGAUUGGUUAGGCGAAAGAUGCUUGUCGAUUCUUUCAAAUCAAUUGGUAUCGAUUUGGAAUGCUCAUAAAAACUUUCCAAUCAUUUCAAAUUGGGCAAACUGGCUUAGAGAGGAGUCUUUAUUCUUUUUAAAUCUAAUUACAAUCCGUACCACUACCACCAUAAUAACCAAACAAAUCUUUAACCCAACUGAUAACUCUGCCACCACAACCACCACAACCACCAAUUUAACCACAUCACCAUCAACCUCAUCCCAAUCCAAUACCAUUACCAAUAAAUCCAAUUUAUUAUCGAGUAAAUAUGAAGAAGCGAUAGUUCAUACUCAUUAUAGUUUAACAUUACCACCAAUGGAUUUAAAUGACGAAAUUAAUUAUGAUCCAAUUGCAUAUUUAGUAAGUUACGAUAUUGAAAAUGAUGUACCAACUAAAGUUUGUUCAUCUUGUAAUUAUUAUAAUGGAAAUGAAGAAUAUUUCACUAUUUUUAAUUGUAACCAUUAUUACUGUAAAGAAUGUUUAGCCGCCUACAUCACCUUAAACGUCGAAGGUGAUACAUUAGAAAACCUAGUUUGUCCAGAAUGUCAAGAAACCCCAGUAUCCUUUGAUAUUAAAGAAUUGGUUAGCUCUCAUACAUACGAAGUAUACAAACAAAGAUUAUCUGAAAAUUUUUGUGAACAUUGCGAUCAAGUUUUAAAAAUUUUAAAUUCAAAUAAUAUUGGCUCUAAUCAUAGCUCAAGUUGCACAAACAAAAUAAACAAUAAUGAUAAUGAAGAAAAUAAUACCAACCACACAUAUAUUAAUAAUUAA
Messenger RNA from Dictyostelium purpureum, 1434 nucleotides. RefSeq lists its product as uncharacterized. The transcript is spliced from 3 exons. The record is from RefSeq and is a predicted model, not a curated record. NCBI's taxonomy places the organism in Eukaryota, Evosea, Eumycetozoa, Dictyosteliales, Dictyosteliaceae. Gene Ontology annotation, molecular function: protein binding. Bases 1 to 1434 code for a protein of 477 amino acids.